GGAGAGGCUGUGGCCUCAGCCGUGGAUUACAGAUUGAGAGGGAUUUAGGGUAUCUGGCUGACACGCGUAGCGGCGCAGGUGGUCGUUUGCGUCUUUGCCCGGCGUCACUCUUUCUUCGCUCGGCGCGAAGAGCUUCUGGAGCUCCUUGUGAAAAUGUGAGUUUAAUUGGACGGAAGAGCCUUGGAGGAAUGAGGGAAGCGAAGGCAACACCAGAAUCUGCUGCUGCUGCUGUAGACUUUCUCCCUGCUUCUUUUUUAAGAAAUAGACCCAACCAGAGUCUUAUUAAUAGGAAAAAUAAAUAGGAUUUUUUCUCUCUCUUUUUCCGCUAUGUGAGAUGACCUGAUAAACCCUUUAAAGGCAUUUAUGAAAGAACAUUAGCUGACUGUUGACUUUGGGAUCAGGGAUCUGGAAGUUUUCUGAGGUCGUUUUGUCAGGUGUGUGGGAUUUGCACUUGUCUGGUGGAGUUUUUCUCCAUUUUCUUCAUGUUUGGCGGUGUACAAGGAAAGAACCACUAACUAAAGCCAUCUCUAAAAUGCAGUGAAUCAAAUGGACAUCUGUAAAUAUUUGGAACAUUCAUCAGACUGAAUAAACAAAACCUUCCACUUUGAAUUCUAACAAGCAAAAACUGAAAAUAUUCACUUGUGUUAGCCUUUUGACUUAAGUGUGGUUAAAUUCAGCAAAUUUGUUCAUAAACUAGCUUUUUUGGCUGUGAAGACUCCAUUGGUGAAAGAGAGGCAUUUUUUUCAUUUUUAAUCAGCAAGCAUCAGUGUGACAUUUUGACUUCGCGAAGAAAAAGCAGCCAGGUCUGAACGAUGAGCACAGCAGUGAUGAGCGUUUCCCAGGCAACCAUGCCACCGUCUCCAGCGCCAGGUCCGGCCGCUAGGCCCUCCUCGCUGGACAAGCGGUCCUCUUCCGUGGAAACGGCGACCGUCCCGCCCCCGUCCUCCAAACUGCCGCGCCACAAGACCUCGGUGUCCCGCCUGGUGGAGGAGUUCUUCUGGAUCGGAAGCAGCGUUCUGGCUUCCUCCAUGUUGAAACUGGGGCAGUUCGUGGAGAAAUGCAUGAGCUCCAUGCAGACGGGGACUCAGAUGGUGAAACUGAGAGGAGGCUCCAAGGGCCUGGUGCGCUUCUACUACCUGGACGAGCACAAGUCCUGCAUCCGCUGGCGACCCUCCAGGAAGAACGAGAGGGCCAAGAUUUCCAUCGACUCCAUCCGGGAGGUGUGCGAGGGCAAGCAGUCGGAGAUCUUCCAGCGCUACUCCGACGGCAGCUUCGACCCCAACUGCUGCUUCAGCAUCUACUACGGCGAGCACAUGGAGUCUCUGGACCUGGUCUCCACCAGCGGGGAGGAGGCCCGCACCUGGAUCACCGGCCUCAAGUACCUCGUGGCCGGCAUCAGCGACGAGGACAGCCUGGCCAAGCGGCAGCGCACCCGCGACCAGUGGCUCAAGCAGACGUUUGCGGAGGCGGACAAAAACGGCGACGGCAGCCUGAGCAUCAGCGAAGUCCUGCAGCUGCUGCACAAGCUCAACGUGAACCUGCCCAGGCAGAAGGUCAAGCAGAUGUUCAAGGAGGCAGAUACUGAUGAAAACCAAGGCACACUGGGGUUCGAGGAGUUCUGCACUUUCUACAAGAUGAUGUCCACGCGCCGGGACCUCUAUCUGCUCAUGCUGACCUACAGCAACCACAAGGACCACAUGGACACGGACAACCUGAUCCGCUUCCUGGAGGUCGAGCAGAAGAUGACGAAUGUGACGAAAGAGCACUGCCUGGAGAUCGUGAGCAAGUUCGAGCCCUGCCCCGAGAACCAGCAGCAGGGGGUGCUGGGCAUCGACGGCUUCACCAACUACAUGCGCAGUCCCUCGGGGGACAUCUUUAACCCGGAGCACUACGAGGUGACGCAGGACAUGACCCAGCCCCUCUGCAACUACUUCAUCGCCUCGUCCCACAACACCUACCUGAUGGGGGACCAGCUCAUGUCCCAGUCCCGGGUGGACAUGUACGCCUGGGUGCUGCAGGCAGGGUGUCGCUGUGUGGAAGUGGACUGCUGGGACGGCCAGGAUGGAGAGCCCAUCGUUCACCAUGGCUACACCCUGACCUCCAAAAUCCUCUUCAAAGACGUCAUCGAAACCAUCAACAAAUACGCAUUUGUGAAAAACCCGUACCCGGUGAUCCUGUCCAUUGAGAAUCACUGCAGCGUGCCCCAGCAGAAGAAGAUGGCCCAGUAUCUGAUGGAGGUGCUGGGUGAUAAGCUGGACCUGUCCACGGUCAACAUGGACGAGUCCGGUCUCCUGCCCUCCCCCGAGGGCCUGAAAGGGAAGAUCCUGGUCAAGGGGAAGAAGCUUCCGUCCAACAUUGACGAGGACGCGGAAGAGGGCGACGUGUCGGACGAGGACAGCGCGGACGAAAUGGAGGACGACUGCAAGCUGAUGAACGGAGAUACGUCCAUGAACAGAAAGCAGGUGGAGAACGUGGCCAAGAAGAAGCUGGACUCUCUGAUGAAGGAGUCCAAAAUCCGGGACCGGGAAGACCCAGAUAGCUUCACCAUCGCUGCCCUGCCCCCGUCCGGGAAGCUGCAUGACCCCGCCCUCAAGGGCAAAAGUGAGGACGGCACAGACACCGCUGAUGAGGCAAACCCCAACACUAACAAGCGCGUGGGCAGGUCCUUCAUGGGCAGCUUCUCCAAACGCAAGAAAAAGACGGCCAAGCUGAAGAAGACGUCCAGCCUGGAGGACACGGACACGGACCAGGAGAGCUCCAGCAGCGCCUCCAAAGCUCCUCUCCAUCACAGCAGGAAAAAGAAGACCAUGAAGCUCUCCCGGGCCCUUUCCGACCUUGUCAAGUACACCAAGUCCGUCGGCGUGCACGACAUCGAAGCACAAGCGAGUGCCUGCAGCUGGCAGGUCUCGUCCUUCAGUGAGACCAAGGCCCACCAGACCAUGCAGCAGAAGCCGGCCCAGUUCAUCCACUUCAACCAGCGGCAGCUCUCCCGCAUUUACCCCUCCUCCUACCGCGUGGACUCCAGCAACUUCAACCCCCAGCCCUUCUGGAACUCCGGCUGCCACCUGGUUGCGUUGAACUACCAGUCGGAGGGGCGCGUGCUGCAGCUGAACAGAGCCAAGUUCUACAGCAACGGGAACUGCGGCUACAUCCUGAAACCCCCCUGCAUGUGUGAAGGUGCCUUUAACCCCAUUCUGGACGACCCGCUACCAAAUCGACUGAAGAAGCAGCUGGUGCUGAAGAUUAUCAGCGGUCAGCAGCUGCCCAAGCCUAAAGACUCUAUGCUGGGGGACAGAGGAGAGCUGACGGACGCCCCCCCCUUCCCCUCUCUCUCCCUCUCUCCUGUUCUCUGUGCCCCCCCCCCCGCGCCAGGCUUUAACCCCAUGUGGGAGGAGACCCUGGUCUUCACCCUCCACAUGCCGGAGAUCGCCCUGGUCCGCUUCCUGGUGUGGGACCACGACCCCAUCGGGCAGGACUUCAUCGGACAGAGGUCCAUCGCCUUCACCAGCAUGAUGCCAGGUUACCGGCACGUGUAUUUGGAAGGUAUGGAGGAGGCUUCCAUCUUUGUUCAUGUAGCCGUGAAUGAAAUCAGUGGUAAGGUCAGGCCAGUCAGCGGUAUAAAAGGACUGUUUCACAGAAACCCAAAGCAAGCUUCCCUGGACAGCCAUGCUGCUGCGCAUCUCGCUCGUAAGCCCACCUUCGGGGCUCACCUCCUGCGCAGGACGGCCAGCGCCCCCACCAAGGGCCAGCCCAAAGUCAAGAAGGGCUUCCCAGAGAUCUCCAUCGACACCAAAGACUAUAGCUCAGAGGGCGCCAGCGAGGACAGGGAGUCGGAGGACGCCUCUCGACCCCGAUUCGACAGCGAGGGGGACAGAGCCGCGCCCCACCGACGGGACGGCACCAACGGGGAGCUGCACCCCGGCAGCGACAAAGGUAAGAGCCGGUCCCCCCGGGGGCCUCCCCGCCACAGGGGGGCGCUGAGCGAGCCGCUGAAGCGGGCCAACAGGCUGCGGCUCCAGGACCCCCUGGACGAGAAGCCCGGCGUUUUUGCCCGGGUGGCGGUCAACAGCGCGGGCCGGGUGGGCGUGACCUCAAACUGCAUCAAGUGCGUGAUUGGCUCCAAGGAGAGCCCGGAGCCGGAGAGGAAGGUCGCUCCUCCGCCCGCCCCGCCCAGCCCGGUCCUGCCCCGGCGGGCGAGAGCCGCGUCGGAGCCCAGGCAGACUGAGCCCGAGCCCACCCCUGAACCAACCCCUGAGCUCACCUCUGAGCUCACCCCUGAGCCCACCCCUGAAAAGCAGGCGGUGCCCCCGCCCCUGCCCCGGACCCUGCCCAAACCGCUGCCCCGGACCCGGGGCCGGCAGACGCUGGACGCCCCGCCCGGGGCCCGGCGCUGCGCCGACCCCUCGGCCAGGAACGCCCGCUCCUGCAGCGUGCCCCGCAAACACUUCCCCUCCGCCGUGUCCCCGGUGCCCGACGGCUGCGCCAGCCUGCGCUGGCAGUGCCCGACCCGGCCCGACCGCGGCGGCGGCGGUGGCAGCCUGGCCAAGGCCCCUUGCGGCGGGCGUGCUCUCUCUGACAGCGACUCCAGCAGCUGCGACAGCCUGGGCGGCCCCCCGGCGCCCCCGCCCCCGCCCCCGCCCCGGCCCCCCCGCGUGCCCGAGCCCCGGAGGCGUGCGGCGGGCACCCUGCAGAGGGAGAUGAACGCCCUCUUUAUUCAGAAAAUGGAGGAGCUCCGCAGUAAAUCCCCCAUGUUCUUCACCGAAUUGAAGGGAUGACCCAAACUCAGACGACCCCACAUCAGUCACUCCACCGCAACCCCUGGAAACCAUUGCUGAGGAAUCUGAGGAGAGGAACCCGCCCCGCACCACAUCCGUCUCCGGCCCCCCGGACCCCCUCCAUCCGACACCCCCCGCAGCAAUAACC
Molecule: messenger RNA, 4923 nt
Organism: Anguilla rostrata (American eel)
Lineage: Eukaryota; Metazoa; Chordata; Actinopteri; Anguilliformes; Anguillidae
Gene: plch2a
Product: phospholipase C, eta 2a
Exons: 22
Coding region: 813-4775 (1320 amino acids)
Biological process (GO): lipid metabolic process; phosphatidylinositol-mediated signaling; release of sequestered calcium ion into cytosol
Molecular function (GO): phosphatidylinositol-4,5-bisphosphate phospholipase C activity; calcium ion binding
Source: RefSeq, a predicted model, not a curated record